Molecule: messenger RNA, 1665 nt
Organism: Endocarpon pusillum Z07020
Lineage: Eukaryota; Fungi; Ascomycota; Eurotiomycetes; Verrucariales; Verrucariaceae
Exons: 1
Coding region: 1-1665 (554 amino acids)
Molecular function (GO): DNA-binding transcription factor activity
Source: RefSeq, a predicted model, not a curated record
AUGGAGAUCCUUCAGGUGUACACCGACGUGCCAGCCAUCGAACUUGGCACCGAAGAUUAUUCAGUUGAGAAUUUUCCCUCCUACAGCCCUUCACCUGAAUUGGCCCAGUAUUGGAGGUCCAUCGACCCUAGCCUCAAUUCUCGGAGGUCGUUCGACACAUCUAAGACCGACCGGUCUGCUCAUAUAGUCAAUAUGGAAAAGCAUCUUCUCAACCUGGCCAACUCAGCCUAUGGCUGUGGUCGUUCUCUGGUCGAUGCUUCAAAAGAAGAUUCUUCACAAUUUGGACCGAGCACGAUCUGGGGGUCUGGCAGCGACGCUUUCCGAGCCAUGCGCUACAUGUCCCCCAGCGGGCCAUGGGGCGGCAGUCUAUCUUCCACAAACUCGACCUCGAGCGAUUACGCCUUCAGCCCUGAUGUAAGCAGACAUCACGUGUCUCUCUACUGCGACGAUCUCGACUCGCAGGUAUCUUUUGCAUCACCCUAUCCGGUACCCUACUCUCAGACACACUAUAGUUACGCGUCCCCGGGCUCGUAUGCUGGGCAGACCGUAGCCUCAUCUUCUGCAAGAGAUCAGGCAGUUGCCUGCUCUAUGAAGGAGCUUCAGUAUACACCAGACCCAGAGCAUGACGACAUUCAGGGCGACAGCGGUUGCAUCAAGAUUGAGACAAGGCCAGAAAAAAUGGCACCAACCCCGGAAAGCUGCUCGCCUGUGACCGACACAUCGAGUCGAUCAGAUUACGAUGAUUCCAUGAAGGAUGAGGAAGAUGAGAAAGGUGUUGACAGCGAUAUCGAUCCGGAAUAUUCCCCUGUGAAGUCGAGAUCAGCCAGAAGAUUCUCAUCCUCCAGCAAGCAUCCUACCCGAUCACCCACUCUUUCGCGAAAGUCUUUUAUGCAACCAACGACCGACAAUAACAGAGUACUCAAAUCCUCCCAACGACCAACCAUCUCCACCAAGAGUAAGACCAAAAGUGCCUCUCGAAAACGAUCCAACAACAAAAACGGUGACAGUCGCCCUUUUAUCUGCUCCUUCUCUCACUACGGCUGCGAAAGCCGCUUCUCCUCUAAGAAUGAAUGGAAGCGCCACGUCUCUUCACAGCAUCUUCAACUCGGGUUUUACCGUUGCGAUACUGACCUCUGCUACCCAACUAACCAAUUUCCCAACGGCGGAACCAGAACAUACAACGACUUCAAUCGCAAAGAUCUCUUCACCCAGCACCAUCGAAGAAUGCACGUGCCCUGGACGCCAGCGAACAAGCCACCUUCGAAGCAAGCCCACGAUGACUUCGAGGAGAGUUUGGAGGCAGUCAGGCAAAGGUGUUGGCAGGAGAAAAGAAAGGCCCCGAAGAAGAGUCAAUGUAUCUUCUGCCACGUGCGGUUUGAUGGAGAGAGUGCCUGGGAUGAGAGGAUGGAACAUAUUGGCAAACACUUCGAAAAAGCUGAGAGAGAGAAGAAGGACCUGGGAGGGGGAAGGGAGGAUCCAGAGUUGAAGGCGUGGGCUUUGGAUCAGGGGCUCAUUGUUGAUUGCGGAGAUAGGGGCUGCUGGCUGGACGGUCUGCAAGGUAACCGAAGAGCCGGAAAAGCAAUGCCAUCAGGAAUGGCAAGGCGAGGCAAGGUGGUCAAUGAUGAUGUUGCUGGCGAGGAAGAUGCAGCCGGUGAUGAUGAGUAA